GAGGAGGACGUGGACUUCCUGGCUAAGUUCUCCAGACUGGUUAAUGGGAUGGGCCAAUCUCUGGCGCUGAGCUGGACCAAACUGGCCAAGGGGGGCGACGUGAAAGACGCCACGGAGACGCUGCGCGCGCUCGAGGCCAAGGUUCCGCUGCUCCUCCAGCUGUUGGUCCACGAGGACGACGACAUCUCGGCUAACGUCGUCGGGUUCUGCUACGACUACCUGCACAUACUCAAACAGGUGAGAGCGGGUGCUAUUUGCAUGUCCAUAGCUCCAGUGUUUACUUUGGGCAAGUCCCAAAUGGCACCCUAUUCUCUCUCUCUAGUGCACUACAUUUUGACUAGAGCCCUAUGGGAAUAUGGCACCCUAAUCCCUAUGGCACCUUAUACCAUCCAGGGUUCUGGGCAGAAGUUGUGCACUAUGAAGGGAAUAGUGUCGUUUGGGACACAGUGUUUUUGCCGGCAUCAGAGUGGAAGGAGAGGGAGCCGCUCUAGACUGUUGAGGUAUCUUUACCGGACAGGAUGGAAACCAUUUUUAAGAAAUAUAAUCUCUAGAACGGGCGUGGACUUGGGAGUCGCCCCUCUGACCGCUGUCGUGUUGACAAGCAAUCCUCAAUGGGGUCAGCGUGGCAGGGUAACAUGACGUAAACUUUGUGUUCAUCUGCUUCAUCUUCCUAAAGGGGUCAGAGUGGCAGGGUACCAUGCGUCAGGUAGGGAGAGGAGGACAGGAGGCCGUUGAAGAGUACUGGGAAUCCGACAAGGUGGAGAGAACUGUCCACGCUAACUAA
Messenger RNA from Coregonus sp. 'balchen', 784 nucleotides. NCBI's taxonomy places the organism in Eukaryota, Metazoa, Chordata, Actinopteri, Salmoniformes, Salmonidae. The record is from the annotation of a GenBank genome assembly.